Molecule: messenger RNA, 480 nt
Organism: Trypanosoma theileri
Lineage: Eukaryota; Euglenozoa; Kinetoplastea; Trypanosomatida; Trypanosomatidae
Exons: 1
Source: RefSeq, a predicted model, not a curated record
AAUGGAUCGAUGGACCAGGGUGGUGCUAACACCGCACUAGCAGACGGGGGGAACGCACAGCAGUUCGAUCCAAACGUCGAUACCAUCAGGGUUAAAAUUGAGGAGGCAAAAAGGGUGGCAGCACAGGAAAUAGAAGAGGAGAGGAAGGCCAAAAAAGAAGAGGAGCGGAGGGCCACAGAGGAACGUGAGAGGUUGGAAAAGGAAAAAAAGGAGAGAGAGGCUAAAGAAGAGGAAGAAAGACCGGAGAAAAGGAAAAAGGAGGAGCAGGCGCGAAAGGCUGAGGAGGAAGAACGGUCUAGAAAAGCCAAGGAGGAAGACGAGGCGAAAAAGGUUAGAGAAGAGCAGGAUAAACGGGAGUUGGAGAGAAAGGUCAAGGAACAGCAAGACAAAAUAAAGAUGGACAUCAGCAGCGCUCCUGUGUUGGUGAAUGUACCCCUACUUCUUUUGUUAUGUUUGUUGGGUUGCACUCUCGUGUGCUAA